Molecule: messenger RNA, 1355 nt
Organism: Brienomyrus brachyistius
Lineage: Eukaryota; Metazoa; Chordata; Actinopteri; Osteoglossiformes; Mormyridae
Gene: pex26
Product: peroxisomal biogenesis factor 26
Exons: 5
Coding region: 166-1101 (311 amino acids)
Biological process (GO): protein import into peroxisome matrix; protein import into peroxisome membrane
Cellular component (GO): peroxisomal membrane; peroxisome
Molecular function (GO): protein-containing complex binding; ATPase binding
Source: RefSeq, a predicted model, not a curated record
CUCGUUUCCUGGGGAGGCGCAUUUUGAUGACGCAGUUAACCAAUGUUUACCAUCCCAUCCUGGGGAUGCAAGGUUAGAUUGAUAGUUUCGGAUUAACCCGUUAAAUAAAACGCACCGUAUUUGGCCACACAAGCAACAGGUUAUGAUGAUAUAACCAUCGGAGAUAUGAGGAACUACUCAUCCGCUUCGCUGGUUCGUGUCCGCAGUACGGGCUCGGUUCCACUCGGCAGCCCUUCGUUAUGUUGGGGUCCAUCAAACAUCCUGGGGCUCCUGGAUUGUGCUGCUGAGCAGCUUAUGGUGCUUAGGGAGUUUCAGUCCUCACUUGACACCUGUGAGAGGGGCUUGGAAAGCCUUGGGGGCCUCGGCGAGCUGGAGGACGGCGGCAUGAAAUACGCGGAGUUGAAGUCGGCUUUCUGCAUUGUGGGGAUUCAGGCACUGGCAGAACUCAACAAGUGGCAAGGCGUCCUUUGCUGGGUGCUGCAGUACUAUGGGAAACCUGAAAAACUGCCAGCGAAAAUCCUGCAGAUGUGUAUUCUUUUGUACAGGAAGGUUGGAGAGCCUGCCACUAUGCAGGAGGCAACCAGUCACUGGUUGAAUUACCCAGCUAACAGCAGUGUGCCCGGGUUCGGGCCUGUGGCAGAGCUGUACCUGUUACACAUAUUACUGCCUUGUGGUCGGCUGGCAGAGGCCAAGGAGCUGGUUUUGGGCCCCGUAGGUAACUUGGCAUUUGGUGAGGACCAGAGGAAAGCUGCCCUGGAGAUGGUGGAGAACCAGAGACGAUAUACCCCGCCUCCCACCCCCAGCUCCACCCUGAGCUCUACGCUGGCACCGAGUAUCGGGACCAUUCCACAAAGAGGGUCCGUCUCACCCAGGUUGGGGGCUGUGUUGCGGCUGCUGCACCAAGGGCUGAUUGUGGCUCGGGCACAUCUGCAGUCCUUGCCCAUACAGAGAGCACUGCUGGCAGCCUUCCUACUGUACCUGCUCCUUGUCCGAGUAGAUCCAGCAGCACUGUCCACUGCCUUCCCCUGGAUCUCCAAUCUCCUGCGAACACUGAGGCACAUGUGGGCUGCCAUGUUUGGGCCAUACCACCGCUCUCGAUGACCUACUCACGCUGACUUCAAUCAUAUGUGGAGAUGGGGGAGUCAUCCGUACCACAAAUGAACUAUAUAAUUAAGAAUUAUGUUUUAUCAUUUGUUGAAAAUUAUUUACAUUAAAUGUUAUGAAUACCCUUUGAUGGACUGGCAUCGUAUCUGGGGUGACUACCCUGUGGAGGGAGUAACUUAUGACUGUUGAAUAUGAACCUCUGAAUACCAUGUCAUGUCAGUCUUUCCCAAUAAAAUUCCAUUCUAUCCUAA